Arvicanthis niloticus (Nile rat) is the source of this 2404-nucleotide messenger RNA. The record is from RefSeq and is a predicted model, not a curated record. NCBI's taxonomy places the organism in Eukaryota, Metazoa, Chordata, Mammalia, Rodentia, Muridae.
GGCGGGUUUAGAGGAGUGACCAGCUGGGAUACUGGGAUGCAAUGUGUGUGAGCCUAAGGAAUUGAAGGUAAAGAGUCAGAGCCCAAAUUGCCAAGAAUCAAUUUCCGACCUCGGGCUAGCACUGUGUGGAGUCACGUGGUGCAGACUCGUCUGCAGAGCCCGCGGCCGGGGUGUUGCGGGACCCGUGAACUCCCCUAAGCCACAGGUGCCAGGCGGGCGCGUCCUGGGAGAGUCAGCAGUCGGCAGCGCAGCGGCGGGAACCGCAGCCUGGGGACCCGGGAACCUCCCAGGGCUCACUGAUCACCCAGAACUGCUCACCUGUGAAGCGCAACAAAGAGACCUGGAAGAUGGAGAGGGAGGAGACAGUAGCUAAGGAUCCAGGGCCACAAGCUGGCUAUCCAUUGUUCUUCAAAGAGAAAAUCAAAGAAGAAAAACAGAAAAAAAUGGCUGAUUCUCCAUUAAUCAUGUCCCAGUGUCUGUUGACAUUUGGGGAUGUGGCUGUGGAUUUCCCUCAGGAGGAGUGGGAAUGCCUGGACUCUGCUCAGAGGGCUUUGUACAUUGAUGUGAUGUUGGAGAAUUACAGCAACCUGGUCUCUGUGGAGAACUAUUGCAUAUGCGAUACUGUCUGUCAACACGUGAGGACCGAAAAGGAGUCUUGUCAGUGUAAUGAGCUUGGUGAAAUGCUUCAUGAACCCUCCAACUCUGCACUUUAUAAAAGAAGUGACACUACAGAAACCUCUAAUAACGACAGAUGCUGUAAGGACAGGGAUGACUCUGUUGACUCAUCAAACCCAGAUCUACAUAAAAGGAUGCACACUGGAAAAGAACUUUGCAAAUCUGAAGACUGUGAGAAAUCUUUCAGUUUGUGUUCCAACAUUAGUGAAGAUCAGAGACUCUAUAUUGGAAACAAACUGCAGAGUCAUGGAGAAUAUGAUGACAAUUUUAGCUCUGCAUACAGUCUCAUGCAACAAACAAUCUAUAUUGGAGAGACACCACACCAAUGUGAGAAAUGCAGGAAAUGCUUCAGUACUGCCUCAAGCCUCACUGUACACCAGAGAAUUCAUACUGGAAAGAAACCCUACAAGUGCAACUUUUGUGACAAAUCCUUUACCCAGUGCACAAAUCUUAAAACACAUCAAAGACUUCAUACUGGGGAGAAACCUUACAAAUGCAGAGAAUGUGGAAAGUCAUUUCCUCAGUUGUCAGCACUUAAAAGCCAUCAGAAAAUGCAUACUGGAGAGAAGCCUUACAAGUGCAAGGAGUGUGACAGAUGCUUUGCUCACUCUUCCAGUUUCAGGAGACAUCAGAAAAUCCAUAAUGCUGAGGAGUAUUAUACUUGUCAACAAUGUGGCAAAGUCUUGCAUCAGCUUUCCCACCUUAGAAGCCAUUACAGACUCCAUACUGGAGAGAAGCCUUACAAAUGCAAGGAGUGUGACAGGUCCUUUACCCACUAUGCAUCAUAUAGAAGGCAUCAGAAGACUCAUUCUCUAGAGAAUUUUUACAAAUGCAACGAAUGUGGUAAGUCCUUUCUUGAAUUAUCACAUCUUAAAAGGCAUUACAGAAUCCAUACUGGAGAAAAGCCUUACAAAUGUGAGGUGUGUGACAAAUCCUUUACUGUUAAUUCUACUCUUAAAACACAUCAGAAAAUUCAUACUGGAGAGAAACCUUUUAAAUGUAGGGAAUGUGAUAAAUCUUUUACCAAGUGCUCACAUCUUCGAAGACAUCAGAGUGUUCAUACUGGUGAGAAACCUUACAAAUGUACGGAGUGUGACAAAUCUUUUACUGAGUGCUCAACUCUCAGAGCACAUCAGAAAAUUCACACUGGAGACAAACCUUACAAAUGUAGAGAAUGUAACAAAUCCUUUAUCCAGCGUUCAAAUCUUAGAAUACAUCAGAGAGUUCAUACUGGAGAGAGACCUUACAUAUGUAAUGAUUGUGGCAAAUCUUUUACUAAGUGUUCAACUCUUCAAACACAUCAGAAAAUUCAUACUGGAGAGAAACCUUACAAAUGUAUGGAAUGUGACAAAUCCUUUACCCAGGACUCACAUCUUAGAACACAUCAGAGAGUUCAUACUGGAGAGAGACCUUACAUAUGUAAGGAAUGUGACAAAUCUUUUACUAGGUGCUCAUAUCUUAGAGCCCAUCAGAAAAUUCAUACUGGAGAGAAACCUUACAAAUGCGAAGACUGUGAUGUAUCCUUUAUCCAGAUUUCAAAUCUGAGAAGACAUCAGAGGGUUCAUACUGGAGAAAAACAUAGCAUUGUAACUAUUGUGACAUAGCAUUUAUCUGGUGUUCCCUGCUUACAAAUCACAACAGUAUAAGUAAUAUAAACAUAAAAUAACAAGCUUUUGAAAGGCUUUAAUGUAGAUUAAAUCUUUAAAAUAAAUUAAGUUUAUAUUAACAU